AUGUCCCGACUACGCCGCAGCCUCCGUGGGAUAGCGAAGGACGCAGUGCAAGGCCUAUUGAUCACGAAUGCAGACCCGGCCGGGGUCAUGAAGACACUAGAGACUCGCUUCGGUCGACCCGAGUCCAUUGCCAUGGCGGAGAUGGACAGAUUGCGCGCGCUGCCGAGACUCACCGAGUCACCGCGCGACUUAUGCACCUUCGCCACUAGAAUACAGAAUAUCGUCGGGACUUUACAAGCGCUCAAUUGCACCUUUUAUAUGUACAAUCCAGAGUUGACUAAAGGUUUAACAGAGAAGCUCACGCCUACGCUCAAGAGGCAAUGGUACGAGUACGCCGCAUCGCAACUAGCCGGACUACCGGACCUCGUGAAGUUCAACAACUUCGUGAUGCGGGAGGCCGAAUUCUGCAGUCCGUUCGCCGCCGCCGAGACGAUCGUCGACCGCACUCCGAGCAAGAACAGUGACGGAAUGCAGCGACGACAACAGCGGGUACACGCCGCUACCGAAAGAACGGACGAAGCAAUGUGCAGUCUGUGUGCGCGACAGGGCCACACAAUCGCCGACUGCACAAGAAGAUUCGCCAACGCCGACGUCAACACUAGAUGGGAUGAAGCAAAGAAGCGCAACCUGUGCUUCCGAUGCCUGAGACGUCGGAACAAGCAGCACAGGUGCAAAUCGAAGCAAUGUGACAUCGACGGGUGCGAGCGCUAUCAUCAUCGCAUGCUUCACUCGACACACAAGCCUGUCGAGUCGAAAAGUGAAGAGCAGCACAACAACGAGCAAGUCAACUCUGCGUGGGUGCCGCGAGUGUCCUUCCUCAAGAUAGCUCCCGUACGCAUCUUCGGCCCGAGAAAAGCAGUCGACACCUUUGCGCUCCUCGACGACGGAUCCACAGUCUCCCUGGUAGACGACGACCUCGCGAAGAGCAUCGGGAUCGACGGACCGGAGGAGCCGCUGCACAUAUGCACGUACGACGGGACGACCAGGAACAACGCCGGAUCACGCCGAGUGUCGUUCAAAAUCAGAGGACAAGGUGAGAACCUCCGCACCCAACAGAUCGACGCACACACCGUGAACGACUUGAAGCUCGCCACACAGAAGAUAUCCCGAGAAGCUGUUCGAGACUGCCGACACCUGGACGAAUUCGUCGCGCAUCUCGACCCUCGGGAAGUUCGCCCUCGCAUCCUCAUCGGGCAAGACAACUGGCAUCUGCUGUUGGCAACAAGAACCAAGAAGGGUAAGAGAAACCAACCCGUAGCAUCAUUAACCCCGUUGGGUUGGGUAGUGCAUGGCAGCCGUUCAAGAGCCCUCGAACAUCGGGUGAAUUUCAUCAAUUACACCGCAGCCGCAGAUGAACACAUGCAGAAGUUGGUUGAAGAAUACAUCACAACGGACAACAUGUACAUUCAACCCAAGAGGCCGCAGAACACCAUGGAAGAGAAGGCGUUGAAAAUAUUGGAAGAAAACACAACGCGAAUGCCCGAUGGAAGAUACCAGACCGGCCUACUGUGGAAGUCUGAAGAGGUCAACAUGCCGUGCAACUACCAGAACACAUUGAAGCGAUUGCACAACGUUGAGCGCAAACUCGACAAGGACCCGCAGCUUAGAUGCAGAUACUCGGAGCAGAUGGAGGCGCUAAUUCACAAGGGAUAUGCAGAGCCAGCAGUCCCGACGACGUCGAUGAAGAAGUGGUACCUCCCGCACUUCGCGGUGAUCAACGCGAAGAAACCCGACAAGCUGCGAGUGGUGCACGACGCGGCUGCAAAGACCAGAGGUGUGUCUUUAAAUGACUAUUUAUACACAGGUCCUGACUUAUUGCAGCCGCUUCCCGGGAUACUUAUGCGUUUCCGGGAACACCCGUUCGCGAUCACAGCGGACAUUUCGGAGAUGUUUCUCCAAAUACAACUCCGAGAAGAGGACCGGGACGCCUUGCGCUAUCUCUGGCGAGGCACCCGACGAGACGACAAGCCUCCACAAGAAUACAGAAUGAAGACGCUCAUCUUCGGUGCUUCGAGUUCGCCCUCAACGGCGAUAUUCGUAAUGAACCUCAACACCGAGAGGUUCAAAGAAGAGUGUCCGGAGGCGGUCGCAGCCAUAAGAAGCAAUCACUAUAUGGACGACUACAUAGACAGCUUCGAGACAUUAGAAAAGGCUAAGGAAAUCGCCAAGCAAGUCCGAAGAAUCCACAGCGAAGCCCACUUCGAACUCAAGAAAUGGGCCUCGAACUCGCCCGAACUAUUGAAGGCCCUGGGCGAGAAGUCAAGCAGCGAAACAGUCAACAUUCAAGACAAGCACGAGAGAGUCCUCGGGUUAAUCUGGCGUCCAAAAGAAGAUCAACUGGCCUUCGAUCUGCGCCUCGUCGACGUCCCGCCGAGCCUGCUGCAAGACGAAGACUCUCUCUCCGCUGACAAUCAAGCCGAAGCAGCUGCUGCAGGAAGUCUGGAGACGCGGAACGCCGUGGGACGACCGACUCGACGCAGACAUAGCCGCCAGUUGGAGCAGAUGGCUGACACAAUUGAAGGCUGCCAGCAACAUCGCAGUGCCGCGGUGUUACCUGAGCUACAGCACCGCAUCUCGCCUCGAGCUUCAUCGUCUUCACAGACGCCAGUGAAUCGGCGUAUGCAGCGGUCCUGUACUGGCGCACCGUGGACAGCGACGGGACAACUGCGGUGA
Manduca sexta (tobacco hornworm) is the source of this 2673-nucleotide messenger RNA. RefSeq lists its product as uncharacterized. The transcript is spliced from 2 exons. The record is from RefSeq and is a predicted model, not a curated record. The coding region runs from base 1 to 2673 and encodes 890 amino acids. Lineage: Eukaryota; Metazoa; Arthropoda; Insecta; Lepidoptera; Sphingidae.